AUGUUAAAACUGUUAUUUAUCAUAUCGAUACCAGCUAUUGCAGCAAAAGAUCUUCCAGGAUUAGAUUAUCUAGCAUCAGGUUUUGAUGCUCUCAAGAUGAUUAGUAAUAAUGAAGAAAUUUCAUCAUCAGAUCGUUCAAAAUUUCGACUCUUUGAUUUACGUGAACGUGAUGGGGAAGAAUAUAUUUUAGAAACAAUAAAUAAAACUCAGACAUUUAAUACGCCAAGUGUUGUUCAAGUUACUACUGUUAAUAUGAGAACUCGUAGUAGUGUUGAAUCUGUUUCAUACACAUAUGAAGAGUUUUUUCGAAGUUUUGAUCCAAUAUUUAGUCGAAGUUUAUCAAAGUUAAUUGCUAAUCCAACAACGGAUACUCAACAAAUGUAUUAUAAUCAAAUUAUAUCAACAUUCGGCACUCAUUAUAUCUCAUCAAUUGUUAUUGGUGGUGUUGUUGAAAUGUUUACUCAAGUCAGCAGCAAAUAUCAAGAAUAUUAUAAUAAAAAAUCGAUUGAAAAACAAAUGAGUAUUGGUUUCGAAUAUCAACAAGCUCAGAUGUCGGCUUCUUACAAUCGCAGUUUUCAAGUUAGUGUUACUACUGAAGAGUUUAAAAAAAAUACUGAAAUAGAGGUGAAAUUCUCACCAUCUGUAAUGACAACACCUACAACAAAACAUAAACAAUGGGAUAUUUGGUUAGAUCGAGCUUCUUCUACACCAGUUGUUAUUAAUCGAACUCUAUCACCAUUAACCAAUCUAUUGAAUGAGUAUCCAAUUGAAAUUCGACGACAUUUGAAUUUAACUAUUGAUUAUUAUCUAAGAAAUGGUAAACUUCCAACUAUUGAUCAGCUGCCGAGUGUUGAUCUACGUAAAAAACGUUCAAUCAAUAAUCAAAAUAUCUUGCCAGGUUUAGAUGUUGUUGGAUGUGGCUAUGAUAUUUUUUCGUUAAAAAGUAAAUCUUGCCUCUUGGAAAGAACCAUGAAUGACAAUACAACAUGGAUUGAUGUAUAUGAUAAUUUUACGACAUACAAAGUUCCAGAUGGAUUUUUUGUGAUUAGUACAAAAGAUAUGUUAUCAAUGUCGGAUACGUUAUUUUUUAGUUCAUUGAAAGAAUUCGUCAGUGAGUCAUAUAUAACGAAUGAAAAGGAUUCAUUUGGUUUCUUGGGAUUUGGAGCAUAUAGUGACAAAGAAGAAAUGAGAACUAGAUAUCAACGAUUUUAUCAGCACAAGUAUCGAAUGGCAUGGACAAAACAACAAGUAAUUUGGUUUACACUAGCUGUAGCAACAUUUCCAGCACCAAAACUUAGUCGAAUUGCUAACUUGGCUAUUGUUGGUUUACCAACAACAUUCGAUGCAAAUUCAACUAGUUAUGAAAAAUUUCAGCAAUUUUUUGAUGCAUAUGGUACUCAUAUUGUCGUUCGAUCCGAUAUUGGUGGUAUGCUAUGGGCUGAAGACUAUUUUGAAUCAUGUUUAAUUACUAAACUGACAGAACAAUGGAUUCGACGAGAGAUUAUCAAACGAUACUGGUUUUUUGGUACAACUCGAGCGAUUACUGAAACUAAUCAUAAAGAAGUUAGUAAAGAAUACCAAGAAAAUUCUUUAUUUCAAAUGAAAAUUAUCGGUGGUCUCCCUUCAAUAGUUCCAUUAACCGGCUAUAAUUGGAUUCCAACAAUUAAAGACAAUCCGAGUCCAAUCACAUAUCAAUUGCAACCAAUCUAUACACUUUUGCCACAAGGUACACAGCGUGAGGCAUUGAAACAAGCAACAUUUUACUUACGAUCGACUAUGGCUAAUACAUCGAACAUAUACAUUCAACGAUUAGAAUCUGAGAGAAGUUCACUACCUUUACCACAAUUACAAUGUACUGAACGACGUCGACGAAGAAAACGUCUUGCCAACACAAAUCCCUUUUCAUUGGAUUUGACAAAUGCACGAAAGAAAUUAUGUUCAAUCAUUGGCUCGUAG
This is a messenger RNA of Rotaria sp. Silwood1, 1956 nucleotides long. The record is from the annotation of a GenBank genome assembly. NCBI's taxonomy places the organism in Eukaryota, Metazoa, Rotifera, Eurotatoria, Philodinida, Philodinidae.